AUGUCCGAGCACGAGGAAACGUUUCCCAGCGCGGGAGGCUACGAUGCCCCCGUUCCUGAACUUGACGACCAUCGACAGCAUUCAACCACUCAGCGAGUUGAGCGGCCGCGCCGAGGAACUUUCGACAGUUUGUACGGCGCUCGCCAUCUCGAGUCCGAGCCCAGCAACGCGGCGGUUAGAAUCCGUGAUUUUGAAGAGGCCAUCCUCGACGAAGAGGGAGAUGCCCAGCCUACGCCGCGACAUGGCCGUCGCCCGACGGUGGAAUCGUCGGUUGAUGGUAGAUCCAUCUCGCCCCCCAAUUCGGUCAAAGCGUUCGCCGAGGCUCGACGAAGAGAGCGCGAGAUGUCCUUCUCUGGGGGUAGGGAUGAGGUUGAGGAAGUCCUUGGCCGCGCCAUGUCCAUCUCUAGCCGGCGAAGCCAUCGCAGUCACGUUGGAGAAGCCGAUGCCAGAAGCUUCCUGACCAACAAGACCGCCGAAGAAGACGUCUGCUAUCCUCUCCAGGAGACGCAUCCCAAGCAGCACGACCUCCGAAUCGACUUCGAGUAUCUCGAGGACUUUAUGGCUGAAGAGCGGGCUGAACGAGCUGCCCGAGCAGAGGUUCAAGCCUCAGAGAGCUUCAGAGACUUGCGGCGCACGUCUACUUUACCGAAGCCGGUGCAGAUGGUGACGGUGGACGGCGAUAUUCUCGAGAUCCCCUCUGACGACUCCAUGUCUAACGAGAAGGUGUCCACGGAGGGCGUUUCUCCUCCCAAGCUCCAGCAGAAGCCCCCGGUCGACAGCACACGCUUCAGCUUCUUCUCGUCCGCAUGGGAGUCGACGAUUCACGCCGCAGAGAUGGCCGAUCUCGUCCUCCCGGGAGAGGACAUCCGAGGGCUGUUUGAACUUCCAGAGGACGAGGAUGGCGGUGUCUGGUGGCUCAAUGUCAACCAUGCCACAAAGGCAGAAGUGUACGGCCUUUGCAAAGCGUUUGGCGUUCACCCUCUGACCAUUGAAGAUAUUGUCACCCAGGAAGCCCGAGAGAAGAUUGAGCUCUUCCCGUCGUACUAUUUUGCGUGCUUCCGGUCGUUUAAUGUUGUAGACGAACCUGAUGGGAAAGAAUACGAGCCUUUCAACAUCUAUGUCAUUGUGUUUAGAGAGGGAACGCUCAGCUUCAGCUUUACGCCCAACUCUCAUGCUUCAGAGGUGCGCAAGAGGAUCACGGCCCUCAAGGACUAUGUCUCUCUUAGCAGCGACUGGAUUUGCUAUGCUUUGAUUGACAACAUUGUUGAUAGUUUCGCCCCUGUUAUCAACCAGAUUGAGAUUGAAGCCGACGCCAUUGAAGACGAAGUGUUUGUCAUGCGGUACGACGAUUCAAACACGUUCCUGCGGUCUAUUGGACGGGUGCGGAAGAAUUGCAUGGCCCUCCUGCGACUCUUGGGCGGCAAGGCUGACGUCCUCCGCGGAUUCACCAAGCGCUGUAAUGAAAACUACCAGGUGACGCCGCAUAUGGACAUUGGCAUGUACCUUGGCGACAUUCAGGAUCACGUCGUGACCAUGGCGACCAACCUGGGCCACUUUGAAAAGAUUCUGUCUCGCGCCCACAGCAAUUACCUGGCCACCUUGUCCAUCAACAGCAUCUCCCAGGGCACCGACACGAACCGAGUGCUGAGCAAGAUUACCAUGAUCGGAUCCAUUCUGGUCCCGCUCAACUUGGUCAGCGGUGUGUUUGGAAUGAACGUCAAGGUGCCGUUUGGCGGGGGUGAAAGCCUCGGGCCGUUCUUUGGCGUCAUCGGCUUCAUGGCUGUUCUCUGCAUUCUGAUGAUUACUGUGGCGAGACUAAAGCGCUGGAUAUAA
Molecule: messenger RNA, 1833 nt
Organism: Trichoderma aggressivum f. europaeum
Lineage: Eukaryota; Fungi; Ascomycota; Sordariomycetes; Hypocreales; Hypocreaceae
Exons: 2
Coding region: 1-1833 (610 amino acids)
Biological process (GO): intracellular magnesium ion homeostasis; magnesium ion transmembrane transport
Cellular component (GO): plasma membrane
Molecular function (GO): magnesium ion transmembrane transporter activity
Source: RefSeq, a predicted model, not a curated record